Molecule: messenger RNA, 1761 nt
Organism: Oppiella nova
Lineage: Eukaryota; Metazoa; Arthropoda; Arachnida; Sarcoptiformes; Oppiidae
Source: the annotation of a GenBank genome assembly
AUGCAUAUGAAUGCUCAUUAUAAAAUGCAUACAAACUAUAAGCCAUACAAAUGUAAUUACAGUGAUUGUCAUAAAUCGUUCAAAUGUUUGGGACAUUUAAUAACCCACAGAAAUAGUGUUCAUUUAAUUGUGAGAUAUGUAUGCGAUUGGAGUGAAUGUCGCAAACAGUUUACAGCAAAACAAUCUUUACUUCGACACAAAAUUAGUGUUCAUUUGAAUGAAAGGAAAUUCAAAUGUAAUGAAGAAAAUUGUGGCAAAAGUUUCGCAACAAAAGUGGGGCUCAUUCGACACAAUCGCAUACAUUCGGGCGAAAAGCCGUUUGUUUGCCAACAAAAUGAUUGUCACAAAAACGUAUCUCAAACUAUAUCAUUGCCUGAUAAUAAUAAUAAUAAUAAUAAUAAUACAAUUACUAAUGUUAGUAUGUGCAUGGUCAGCGCAAAAAAUAUCAAAAUUGGCGCAAAUCGUGAUGCAUCUAAUGGUGGCAAAUAUUAUCGAUGUUUUUGGCCUAAAUGUAACCAUAAAUGCGUGAAUAUGACAAUUAUGAAUAGUCAUUAUAAAAUGCAUACAAACUAUAAGCCAUAUAAAUGUAAUUACAGUGAUUGUCAUAAAUUGUUCAAAUGUCGUUCACAUUUAAAUCAACACAAAAAUAGCGUUCAUUUACGCGAGAGAUAUGUAUGCGAUUGGAGUGAAUGUCGCAAACAGUUGACAACAAAACACUUAUUACUUGAACACAAAAGUGUCGUUCAUUUGAAUGAAAAGCGAUUUAAAUGCAAUGAAGACAAUUGUGGCAAAAGUUUUGCAACAAAAUCAAACCUAAUUCGACACAAAGUGAUACAUUCGGGCGAAAAGCCUGAAUGUAUUUUAAACCUGUCGCAAAUUAUAUCUUUGGCUAAUGUUUAUAAUACUAACACUAAUAAUCAUACAAUUAUGUGCAUGGUCAGCGUUAACAAUGUAAUAAUCAACCAAAAUCGGCGUGCAUUUAAUGGCAGCAAAUAUUAUCGAUGUUUUUGGCCUAAAUGUAGCUAUAAAUCCGUUAAAGUUACACAUAUGAAUCGUCAUUAUAAAGUGCAUACAGACUAUAAGCCAUACAAAUGUAAUUACAGUGAUUGUCAUAAAUCGUUCAAAUGUUUGGCACAUUUAAUAGCCCACAAAAAUAGUGUUCAUUUAAAAGUGAGAUUUGUAUGCGAUUGGAGUGAAUGUCGCAAACAGUUUAUAACAAAACAGCAUUUAAAUGAACACAAAAAUAGUGUUCAUCUAAAUGAAAGGAAAUUCAAAUGUAAUGAAGAAAAUUGUGGCAAAUAUUUUACCUUAAAAUCAGAUUUAAUUAAACAUAAAUUCAUACAUUCGGGCGAAAAGCCAUUUAUUUGUCAAUUCAAUGAAUGCAACAAAGUGGCCAAGAUGCUACAUACUGAUACAAACUAUAAGCCAUUCAAUUGUAAUUACAGUGAUUGUCAUAAAUCGUUCAAAUGUUUGGCACAUUUAAUAGCCCACAAAAAUAGCGUUCAUUUAAACGUGAGAUAUGUAUGCGAUUCGAGUGAAUGUCGCAAACAGUUUACAGCAAAACCAUCAUUAAAACAACACAAAAGUGCUGUUCAUUUGAAUGAAAGAAAAUUCAAAUGUAAUGAAGAAAAUUAUGGCAAAAGUUUUCAAACAAAGUCAAAUUUAAUUCAACACACUCGCAUACAUUCGGGCGAAAAGCCGUUUGUUUGCCAACAAAAUGAUUGUCACAAAAGUUUUACAACCAUAUCAGACCUUCCAUAA